Messenger RNA from Tinamus guttatus (white-throated tinamou), 1988 nucleotides. Lineage: Eukaryota; Metazoa; Chordata; Aves; Tinamiformes; Tinamidae. The record is from RefSeq and is a predicted model, not a curated record.
CCCUUGCUGCUCGAACCCCUGCCAGAACAGAGGGGUGUGCAUGACGACGGGGUUCGACCGCUACGAGUGCGACUGCACGAGGACGGGAUUUUACGGGGAAAACUGCACAACACCGGAGCUCCUCACGUGGCUGAAGCUGACACUGAAGCCUACACCAAACACCGUCCACUACAUCCUCACGCACUUCAAGGGGCUCUGGAAUAUCAUCAACAACAUCCCCUUCCUACGAGACACCAUCAUGCGAUACGUGCUAACAUCAAGAUCACAUUUGAUUGAUAGCCCCCCAACUUACAAUAGUGACUAUAACUACAAAAGCUGGGAAGCAUAUUCCAAUCUCUCCUAUUACACAAGGAGCCUGCCACCAGUGGGACUUGACUGCCCAACACCAAUGGGUGUUAAAGGGAAGAAAGAGCUCCCAGAUUCAAAGCUGAUUGUGGAGAAAUUUUUGCUGCGGAGGAAGUUUAUUCCUGACCCCCAAGGCACAAACGUGAUGUUCACAUUCUUCGCUCAGCACUUCACUCAUCAGUUCUUUAAGACAGAUCACACGAAAGGACCUGGCUUCACGAAAGCUCUUGGCCAUGGGGUUGACCUGAACCAUAUUUACGGAGAGACUCUAGAGAGACAACUUAAAUUGAGACUUCUUAAGGAUGGAAAACUAAAAUACCAGAUGAUUGAUGGGGAAAUGUACCCACCCACAGUGAAGGACACGCAGGCAGAAAUGCUGUACCCUCCUCAUGUUCCUGAGCACUUGCAGUUCUCCGUCGGGCAGGAGGUGUUUGGUUUGGUGCCAGGUUUAAUGAUGUAUGCUACAAUAUGGCUCAGAGAACACAAUCGAGUCUGCGAUAUCCUGAAACGGGAGCAUCCCGAGUGGGAUGACGAGCGCCUCUUCCAGACUACCAGGCUCAUAUUGAUAGGAGAAACCAUCAAGAUUGUUAUUGAAGACUAUGUACAACACCUGAGUGGCUACCACUUUAAACUGAAGUUUGAUCCCGAGCUGUUGUUCAACCAGCGCUUUCAGUACCAGAACCGCAUUGCAGCUGAAUUCAACACUCUGUACCACUGGCACCCACUUCUGCCAGACACCUUCCAGAUACAUGACCAGGAAUACACUUUCCAGCAGUUCCUCUACAACAACUCCAUAAUGCUGGAACAUGGCCUUUCCCAUAUGGUGAAGUCUUUCUCUAAGCAGAGUGCUGGCCGGGUUGCUGGGGGAAAAAAUGUUCCUGCUGCAGUACAGAAGGUAGCAAAAGCUUCAAUAGACCAAAGCAGACAAAUGAGAUACCAGUCCUUGAACGAGUACAGAAAGCGCUUCAUGUUGAAACCAUUUAAAUCAUUUGAAGAACUUACAGGAGAAAAAGAAAUGGCAGCAGAACUGGAGGAGCUUUAUGGAGAUAUUGACGCUAUGGAGCUGUAUCCAGGCCUCCUGGUAGAGAAGCCUCGACCAGGCGCCAUCUUUGGCGAAACGAUGGUGGAAAUCGGAGCGCCGUUCUCCCUGAAGGGACUGAUGGGCAAUGCUAUCUGCUCCCCCGAGUACUGGAAACCCAGCACUUUUGGGGGAAAAGUGGGCUUUGAAAUAAUCAAUACAGCCUCCCUGCAGAAGCUCAUCUGCCACAACGUGAAAGGCUGCCCCUUCACAGCGUUCCACGUCCUAAACCCCGACCCCACAGAGGCAACCAUUAACGUCAGCACUUCAAACACGGCCAUGGAAGAUAUCAACCCCACACUACUACUGAAAGAGCGAUCAGCUGAGUUAUAAAAUAUCCACCUAUUUAUUUAUUUAAUUAUAUAACUUAUUGUAUUUAUGUCUUAACUAUUAUUACUAUUUUUUAAAAGAACUCAUGUGUCUUCACUUUGGAGUUUGCCCUAGAUUUCUUACUCAGGUAAGGCUUCCAUUUACAAAAGGGAUUUUUGUAUGUCUGAGCUCAACAGUACCAAAUCCCUUGUUAAAAUUCUUCUGUAACAGAACUAUGUAUGCCAAAGUGGACAGA